GCUGGUGCUGAGCUUGAAAAUGUCGAAUCGGCGGCAGCAAUAUCCCAGGGGAGGGGCUUCAUGCAUCGGUGGGCUCUCUCCACCAGCUCCAUCGACUUUUUCAGUCGUCGCCGUCGUUCUCGUCGUCGUCGUCGUCGUCGUCGUCAUUGUGUCGUCGCCGCCGCCGGUCAUGGUCGACUAUACGCGCGUGAUGGCGGCCUACGCGCAGGCAAGCGCAGAGCAGAGGACUGAGGAGUACUACAGCACGGCAUCGCCACAUGUCCUCUCUUGGUUCAAUCCAAACGACACCACGCCGGGCAACUGGAACGGGACACACGUCGAGGGCAACAAGUCGCUCGACUACUCCGACUUCCUCUACCAGCAAAUCGUGGCCAACAACAUCGCCGUCGCUGCCCUCACACUCUACAUCUGGGAGUUUAUCACAACCCUCUACGACGAGGUGCAGCUGUACCGUCACCGCAAGCUGUCGUCGCCUCACGUCAUUCUCUUUGCCCUCAUCCGCUACGGCACCCUUCCCGCCCUCAUUCUGCCCACCUACUCGACUUGGCACAACUUUCAGAAUGACCCCGACGGCUGUCUGCAGCACCAGCAGCUGGCCAUUGCCGCCGUUCAGCUCAUCGUCGGCAUGGUCUUUGCCUGGCGCACAAUUGCCAUCUGGGGAAAGGACCGUCGCAUCGUCGUCCUCCUCGGCUUUCUCGUCGUUGCCCAGUUUUCCGCCUCCUUUGCCCUCCUCUGGUUCUCCGAGGAGAAGCGGCUGCCCAAUGGCGCAUGUAUGCCCGUCCCUUCGCCCUCUGGAUUCAACCCUCUGCCCUGGUUCUACCUCACCGCCAUGGCCUACGACGCCGUCACGAUUGGCCUCUCGACGUGGAAGCUCUGGCAAUUCUCUGCCCUGGGAAGGCCUCUGGAGCUGCAGCCGCGGACCAUUGACGCCUUUCGCGCACCAAUCAAGACGGCAAAGAAAGUCAGGGACCAGUGGGCCUCCUUUUCGCCGCUCCUCGAAAAGCUCAUGGGCAGCGGCCUUGUCUACUUUACCAUUGCCACGGCCUUCAACGCCUGCAACUUUGCACUUGAGAUCAAGCAGGACCUGCACGCCAAAUCGCUCGUCGCCCUCUAUGCGCCGCUGAUGUGCAUCCUGUGCCAGCGUAUCAUUCUCCUCGACGUGAAGGCCCUUUACGGUAGCAGCCACGACUCGGGCAGUCGGGAGCGGUCGCUCGUCGAGCGCGUCAUGCGCGACCACCGCAAGAGCUGGGAGGGAGAUGACCUGCCUGCGAAUCGUCCCUUUGCAUCCUCGACGCUUCGUCCGUCGUCGGAGCGACCGCUGGCCCCGACGUCGCCCUCGUCUUCUCCUUCGGAAAAGGAGACGGAGCAUACCGCAGUCGCCAUCGACGAACCCGUCGAUCCGAGCGCCGUCACGUUCGAAGGCAUGCUCGCUCACCCGCCCGCUGCUGCCGAUCAUCAGAGGAAGGCGCAGUUGCACUGGUGGAGCAGAAGAAGGGACAGCGCAUCAUCGCGCGAAGACGCACCAUCUCACUUGCCGUCGUCGACACAACAUCGCGCCGCGUCCUCGACGUCUUCCUCAUCGAGCCGGCCGCCGGUAGAGAUGACGGGCGAGCAGAAAGCGCUGGCGCUUCGCAUGGCCGGUCUCGACGACGGUAGCCAAGCGCAACCCAAUUAA
Messenger RNA from Acaromyces ingoldii, 1675 nucleotides. RefSeq lists its product as hypothetical. Bases 20 to 1675 code for a protein of 551 amino acids. The transcript has a single exon. The record is from RefSeq and is a predicted model, not a curated record. Lineage: Eukaryota; Fungi; Basidiomycota; Exobasidiomycetes; Exobasidiales; Cryptobasidiaceae.